Messenger RNA from Neltuma alba, 705 nucleotides. RefSeq names its product putative B3 domain-containing protein Os04g0346900. Lineage: Eukaryota; Viridiplantae; Streptophyta; Magnoliopsida; Fabales; Fabaceae. The record is from RefSeq and is a predicted model, not a curated record. The transcript has 2 exons. Gene Ontology annotation, molecular function: DNA binding. Bases 1 to 705 code for a protein of 234 amino acids.
AUGGGGCCUCGCCGUAGAAAUUUCGUCCGGCCAUUGGGGUCUCCGGCUGAUGCUGAAUCCAGCCACUUCUUGAAGAUCAUACUUCCUGAAACUAUUCGUGCCCAAAAACUGAGAAUUCCCAAGGAGUUCGCAAGAAGAUAUGAGAAUGAACUGUCUACUGGUGAGGCAACGAUUGGUAUACCAGAUGGUUGUAUCUGGAGAAUGGAACUGAAGAAAUCUGAAAACGAGGUGUGCUUCGGCAAGGGUUGGCGGGAAUUUGUGAAGUACUACUCCAUUAAAUUUGGCUUCAUUUUAGCGUUUAAAUAUGAAGGCAAUUCACACUUCUCUUUGGUUAUCUUUGAUGUGAGUGCUGCUGAGAUUCACUAUCCACUAUGCAAAGAUAACUCUGAGAAGCAGAACUUGGAAUCCAAAUGUCCUGGAAAAAAGUCCAGCUUUAAUCACUGUAGCUACAACACAAGACGCAAAAGGCAUGAGCUUGAAGAUCAAGAAGAAAUAAUCGACAUAGAUUGUGCGAAUGAUCUGAGCCCUGGAAAACUAGGAAACAACAAAAGUUAUAAUUCUGCCGAGAAUUCAAGAAAGCAAGAGAGAAACCGAUCUGGGCCAGGCCGUUCUUCCAAAAUGAUGAAGAAAACUUUGAGUAGAAAGCAGAGAGCUAUAAGAGCUGCCCAAAUUUCCAACCAAAAAAACCAUCCUUUACUGCAAUAA